Rubroshorea leprosula is the source of this 2561-nucleotide messenger RNA. The record is from the annotation of a GenBank genome assembly. Lineage: Eukaryota; Viridiplantae; Streptophyta; Magnoliopsida; Malvales; Dipterocarpaceae.
AGUCCAUCUCCUACUCUCAGUCUCACACUAUCACUUCACUCUAGCUUCCAUCAAUGGCCGCUUCUCUCUAUGGUUCUCUUCCUCUGCUGUUUCUUUUCUACAUUUCUGGCAUUUUUCUACGGGCGGUGGCCGUUGAUCAGACUGUCAAGACUUUCAUCUUCCGUGUGGACGCCGAAUCAAAGCCGUCCAUAUUCCCCACUCACUACCACUGGUACACUUCCGAGUUCGCCGAGUCGAGCCGUAUACUUCACGUUUAUGACACCGUUUUCCAUGGCUUCUCCGCCUCGGUAACCCCAAGCGACGCUGCUGCUUUAAGUAAGCAUCCGUCGGUUCUCGCUGUUUUUGAGGACCAGAGCCGGGAGCUACACACCACUCGUUCUCCUCAGUUCCUCGGGCUACGGACCCAGCAGGGUCUGUGGUCUGAAUCUGACUACGGAUCCGAUGUUAUUAUUGGACUUUUUGACACCGGAAUCUGGCCGGAACGGCGAAGCUUCUCGGAUGAGAACCUGGGUCCGGUGCCGGCGCGGUGGAAAGGAGUUUGCCAGGCUGGCGUCAGAUUCAGUCCUACGAACUGUAACCGGAAAAUAGUUGGAGCGAGGUAUUUCUCUAAAGGUCAUGAAGCGGCAGGAAGAUGGGAGGGUCCUGUUACUGGAAUCAACCAAACAAUUGAAUUCAUGUCACCGCGAGAUGCAGACGGUCACGGCACUCACACGGCCUCAACCGCCGCCGGAAGAUACGCAUUUGGCGCUAGCAUGGAAGGAUACGCCGCGGGGAUCGCUAAAGGAGUGGCGCCGAAAGCGCGUGUUGCGGUUUACAAAGUUUGCUGGAGAAAUGCCGGUUGUUUCGACUCAGAUAUUUUAGCGGCUUUCGACGCCGCAGUUAAUGACGGAGUCGAUGUUAUAUCAAUUUCAAUUGGCGGCAGCGAUGGUGUUUCGUCUCCGUAUUAUCUCGACCCAAUUGCAAUUGGGGCUUAUGGUGCCGUUUCCAGAGGGAUUUUUGUGUCCUCCUCGGCUGGGAACGAAGGGUCCGAUGGUAUGUCUGUCACGAACAUUGCUCCGUGGCUCGUUACCGUUGGGGCGGGGACGAUAGACCGGACUUUUCCCGCCGAAGUUAUUCUCGGAAAUGGCAAGAGGAUAGACGGUGUGUCCUUGUACUCUGGUCCUCCAUUGAAAGAUAAAAUGUUUCCUCUGGUUUACCCUGGCAAGUCAGGGGUGCUCUCUGCUUCGUUAUGUAUGGAGAACUCACUUGAUCCUAACCUUGUGAAGGGGAAAAUCGUGAUUUGUGAUCGGGGGAACAAUCCAAGAGUUGCUAAAGGUUUGGUGGUGAAAAACGCUGGAGGUGUUGGCAUGAUUCUGGCUAACGGAGCUCAGGCCGGUGAAGGGCUGGUCGGAGAUGCCCACCUAAUUGCUGCUCUUGGCGUUGGGUCCGACGAAGGAGAUGCUGUAAAAGCUUAUGCUUCCUCGACUUCGAAUCCAACGGCCACCAUUGAUUUCAAGGGUACUCUGCUAGGAAUCAAACCGGCUCCCGUCGUGGCUUCGUUUUCAGGGAGAGGACCUAAUGGGUUAAACCCUGAAAUCCUGAAGCCGGACCUGAUCGCUCCCGGUGUUAACAUUCUUGCUGCUUGGACUGACGCAAUUGGUCCAACUGGAUUGGACCCUGAUUCCCGCAAAACAGAGUUUAACAUUCUUUCUGGAACCUCAAUGGCUUGCCCUCAUGUGAGCGGUGCGGCGGCGUUGCUGAAAUCCGCCCACCCUGAUUGGAGCCCGGCCGCAAUUAGGUCCGCCGUGAUGACCACAGCAAACAUAAUUGAUAACAAAAAUCUAUCAAUGAUUGAUGAGGCCACUGGGAAGCCAUCAACACCUUACGAUUUCGGUGCAGGGCAUCUGAAUCUCGAUCAGGCAAUGGACCCAGGUCUCGUCUAUGACAUCACCAACAAUGAUUAUGUCAACUUUCUAUGCGCAAUCGGUUACCGCCCAAAGGUAAUUCAGGUGAUUACUCGAUCAGUGGCAAAUUGCCCGGCAAAGAAGCCACUGCCGGAGAAUCUCAACUAUCCUUCUAUCGCUGCAUUGUUCUCAACCUCCUCCAAGGGGCCACAAAGCAAGACGUUCAUCAGAACGGUGACAAAUGUGGAUCAGCCCAACUCCGUUUACCGGCCGAAAAUCGAGUCACCGAAAGGGGUGACCGUGACGGUUAAGCCUACUCAGCUGGCGUUCACGGAGGCUGUGAAGAAGCAGAGCUUUGUGGUGACUGUAACGGCGGACACCAGUAACCUAGUCCUGGGUGAUUCCGGUGCCGUUUUCGGGUCUCUGUCUUGGACUGACGGUAAGCACGUAGUUCGGAGCCCCAUCGUAGUGACCCAAUUCGAAACUUUCUAAUCUCCAAAUUCCCGAUCAAUGAGGGAUUUGAUCGAACGGCGUCUGUUAGAAGAAUGAACAACUCUGCGAGGUGUAGCAUAUUUGUAGAACGACGGCGUCUAGUAGUAAUGUGUUUUGUUUUCAAUCUUUUUUUGGCAGGAGUUUUUUUUUUUUUUUCUUAAAUCUCUAUAAAAAGCUCUUGUAUUU